AUGCACAAAUUAGGUUAAACUUUAAUGCUAUUUGUUGCACAUGUUACAUUUGACUUCAAUAUAUAAAUAUUUCAUCUACAUUCAAUUAUUUUGAAAAAAAAGACAUACCAAAUUUUUGCAAAUCAUCCACUGCAUCUUUACAAAUUUUGCUUUCAUCUGAAAAUCUAAAUUCUUCAAAGUCUUGAUCCAAUGAAUUGUUCAUUUCCACUCUGUAAAUCAAUCAUUUAUUAUCUUCAUUAUUAUAUAAUUGCUAUUAAAAUUAAUCAAUAAUAACAUUAACAUUACUAUAGUUAAAUUGUUAUUGUAUGUCAUACUUACAGGCAUUGUUAUUAACAAUAUAUAUUAUCAUGAAGUCAUCAAUAAAGAUCAAUCUUAACUUAAGCAAUUAUUUAUUGGCACUUAGAUAUUGCCAGUAAUACUCGUCAGUCAACAAAAUGCACAUUUUAUAAUUCGUAGUAAUAAACAGUUCACAGGUUUCGCACGAAAUAUCUUUCAGUCACUGAGAAAGUUAGCCAUAAAAAUGAUUCGUUGCAGAGUUUACUGUUCUAUUUAUAUUUAUCGAUAAUAUUCAUUAAUGUUUACAAUCGCAGUGAAAAUAGUAAACGGCUAUAAAGUCAAUCUAAACACAAGACAAACUUUCAAACGUACAUCAAGGUAUUUUGUUAACUAUAUAGUGAAAACAAUUAUUUUCCGUUCAAUCGAUCGUGAGUUAUCCGGUGUCGAUAUCGCAUGUAUCAUCCAAAAAAAAAUAAAGAACCAGAAUCACAAUUUAUUCAGCAUACUUAUAUAUAAUUAAGUAGACAAGAAAAACAAUGUAGUUUAGAUAAUGUAGUCCCAUGUUUAAACAAUGAAAUUUUUAGCUGAUUCAGUUACAUAUAAUUAAAUAUGGUUGUCAAUGUUAUGACAUGAUCACUGCGCUGUUUAUGGCACAUUUGUAGUAGCGACAUUCAACGACGGUAAAAUCGGCGCGUCAACUACGAUGCCUACCGUAUCCAAUCUGAACUUAUUAUUAGUACGUGUUAUAUCGAGCCGCCAAUAUGGCGGCGACGCGAUGAAACCCGCGCGUCCGUCAGAAUAAUCAACUCAAUGUGAAUUCGUGCCGAACUGUUGAAGCGCGUUCAGCGACGGGUUCAGAGUGUUCAGAUGCGUUGUUUUGUAAGAACACGCGCGCGCGCGCGCGCGCGUGGGGUAGCGUGCGCCGAGUGUUUCCCUCUCCUAGUCUCUCCUCUCCUCUUCUCUCCUCUCUUCACUUCUCGACGUUUCGUAUCUUUGUGUAUCUAACUUCUCCUCCACUGCACACCAUCCACCACCUUUAUCCACUUCCUCUCUUUUUCUCUCUUCCUCCUCUCCUCUCUCCUCUCCUUCUCUUUCACCUUCUCUUUUUUUGCGAUUUUGUUUGCCUUCGCUGUUGCACCUUCCUUUGUCGAAACUUUUAAUAAAAAGGGUUCACAUUCAUUUCAGAUUUCUACCUUAUUUGGGAUGUAUGAAAUUAAUUUCUGGGUCGCAACAUUUUGCACGCUCUUCAGAUGAAACCCAAUAGUAACAAGAGAAACCGAACGAGAUAUAUGUUGGAACUAAAAAUGGUGGGGAGCAGCGAAGGAGUCCGAAUUGAAAUUAAGUCAACCUAACGUGCACUCAAGUAUGAGUAGGGAACCAAUCCGCUCAUAACAAGUACUGUCGACGCAGGCGCAAUUCGAACAUCACUUUUCUUCUCUUGUUUUCUAUCCUUCCCUGCUUUUUCUUGCAACUAAUGGACCAUCUUUUUCCCUUCCUUUCCCAUUAACUGAUUCUCUUUUCUCUCUUUUUUUUGUUAUUACUCUUUCUAACUUCUAUUCUCUCUCUCUCUCUCUCUCCCCCUCCUCCUCCUCUCUUUUUGUUUCCCUCUAGUCUGUUGUCUCUUCAAUGUUCCACUCUCUCUUCCUUAAUCCAUACAAUUCUCCAACAAAUUCUCGUCAACGCUAACUAUCCAAUUGCCACUCAUCAACCAUUGUAUACCUAAAUUCUACAGUGCAGCUAUGACAGUUUUCAUUAGACAGACAUUUUAUGGAUUUUGGAACCAAAAAAUAUAGCAUACAUCAAUGUCACUACAAUUUUUUUUUAUAUUUAUAAUUUAUACACAAUUUAUAUCCAUCAAUGCAAAAAAUAUCUAUUUUCAUUUAUUUAUAUAUAUAUAUGUAUCUUAUUACUUUAAAUUACUUUAAACAUUAUAGGUACAGUGUGCUACAAAAAUUUGUUGUUUCCAAACAUAUUUUAUUUGUUUUAUUUAUUCUGUACAUGCUACAUAUUAUCUUAUAUAUAUUGUAUGUCCUAAAGUUUCAAAUUUAUUUUUCUCGAUCAAGUAAAAAAUCAAAGUUUAAUGUUGAUGCAAUGGUAGAGAAAUGUUUUUAUUUGUAGUUUUUCUAUGGAAAAGCGUGCAAAAAGAAUACCUGAAAUAACCGGUUUUACCGGGAAAAUACAUGUGAACAAGGCGUGGCAUAAAUGGUUGGAGGCCAACAGGAAUGAAUAUAGUAGGGGAACUUAACGGAACAUGUCGAAAACGACCGAGUCUGGCAUCUAUUGAUCGUAACAGAAUACAUUUAUGGCUACAUUGUACAAUGUGACGUUGAAAUAAUCAGAAAGUACAAUUCAUGGGUCGUUGCAUAUUAUGUAUUUUUUAAUACGUGUUUUAUCUUCGAACGUAAAAAUAAUUAUUGUUAGAGAUUUAUUCUCAACUAUUUUUGUCGCUUUAUUUACGACGAAUAAAACUCAAGCAAACAGUUGAAUGGUUAAAUAUAAGUUGACAUUCUCAUUCCGUGGAAUACUUGACUAUUGAUUUCAUCCCUACCAUGGAUUCCUCGUCCUUUGGUUGGCAACUCUUAAUACAUAGUAUGCGUCGUAGUCAUGAUAGUAUGCGCAGAAAGGUAAUCGUCUUUAUGGAGGAGACGAGUUCACCACGAUAUAGUAGCGGUCUAACUUGACGCAAGGAGAAAGGGGAUACUUGGAUACGUACGUUGACCCGACAUCCCUGACUACUCCUCCCUCUCCAACAAAUCUGGUUUCAUUGCGAGUUGCGCACAACUUUCUAAGCUUGAACUUCGAACCUUCUCUGAC
Messenger RNA from Heterotrigona itama, 3090 nucleotides. NCBI's taxonomy places the organism in Eukaryota, Metazoa, Arthropoda, Insecta, Hymenoptera, Apidae. The record is from the annotation of a GenBank genome assembly.